Annulohypoxylon truncatum is the source of this 1545-nucleotide messenger RNA. Its product is annotated as cytochrome P450. Gene Ontology annotation, molecular function: monooxygenase activity; iron ion binding; heme binding. Bases 1 to 1545 code for a protein of 514 amino acids. The transcript has 3 exons. The record is from RefSeq and is a predicted model, not a curated record. Lineage: Eukaryota; Fungi; Ascomycota; Sordariomycetes; Xylariales; Hypoxylaceae.
AUGUAUAGCAGACUUGGUUUUGAAGUCCCCGGCCCUUCCUUCGACAUUACUCUAUCAAAGAUUAUCAUAUUAGGGCUCCUUUUUGUACUAGGUGUUAUAGUAUGUCAAUUGAUCUAUAAUGGCUUAUUCCAUCCUCUUUCUUCGUUUCCGGGCCCGUUUCUUUAUGGGACAUCCGAAUUGCCUCUGCGUUGGCACCAGUUAAAAGGGCAAGAGCCUUAUAUACUCGCGAAACUCCACCAUAAAUACGGACCAGUCGUUAGAAUCGCGCCAAACGAUACAUCUUACACCAAUUUAGAAUCAUGGAAUGCUAUAUACGGAUAUCGCGCUGCACCAGGGGGGACCCACUUAGAGCGUAACCUCCCUAAAGAACCGGAUCUCGAUUUUUACGGUGCGCUCGGUUUAUUCAGCGCAGACGGGGAGGGCCACGCCCGUCAACGACGGCAACUCGCGCCAGCAUUUUCCGACAGGGCGCUGCGCGAACAAGAGCCCCUAAUAACAAGCUACAUUGACCGUGCUAUCUCGCGUUUUGGCGAGAGCGCAGAAGCUAGGAGACCGAUUGACAUAUCUGCUUGGUUUAAUUACAUCACUUUCGACAUAAUCGGCGACCUAAUGUUCGGACACGACGUAUUUGAAUGCGUCGAGAAGUCGCGCUAUCAUCCCCUGGUAUCUGAACUCCUCACCCGUUUCGAGAUCCUGACGUACGCCAUAGCCAUCCAAAGCCUGGCGCCCUGGCUCUUCUCCGUGCUUAAAUUCCUAACACCAAGACGUGUGACAGAAAGACAGCGGGCCCAGGCGAACUCCAUCAAGGACAUGGUGGAUAGGAGACUUCAAACGAUGACUAGUCGGCCCGACUUCAUGACUCUCAUUCUUCGCGAGGGCAAGAAGGGCGAUUCUUCCCUGCUCAGGAACGGCGAAAUAUACCCCACGGCCGCACAAAUCCUACUCGCCGGAAGCGAGACCGUGGCCACGGCAUUAUCAGGAUGUGUUUUUCUCCUACUCCGACAUCCCGACGUCAUGGCCAAGCUGAAGCAAGAGAUCCGUACCGGGUUUAGAUCUGCAGGGGAAAUCAAUUCCUCCACGUUACCUAGUAAGAAGUAUCUCCUUGCUGUUAUCAACGAGGCGAUGCGGAUCUACCCACCAAACCCAAAUUUCCUUCGGCGCUGCGCGCCGCCCGGAGGGUGCGCGAUCCUCGGCCGCUUCAUCCCCAGCGGGACUGCUGUUGGUUUCACGGCGUUCUCUGCGUAUCGCGAUGAGUCGCAUUUCAAGGACGCGACCGAGUUCGCCCCAGAGCGAUGGUUAGGGACGGAUCCUCGAUACGCAAAUGAUAACCUAGGCGUUGUACAGCAUUUCGGUGUCGGACCCAUGAAUUGCAUUGGGAUCAAUCUGGCGAACUUGGAGCUACGUAUGAUUCUAGCCCAACUUUUGUGGAAGUUCGAUAUUGAGCUGAUGCCCGGGAGUGAUAAUUGGUUCGACCAGAAGGCAUUCGUGAUUUGGUUUCGACGACCGUUACCUGUUAGGCUGGUGACGAGAGAUACUUCAGAAUAA